AUGCCUGACAAACUUGAGAAAGCCAUUAUGGACGAGGCGAGACACGCCCAAACAGUUGCUCUGGAUGUCGCCAGGUCAGGUGCCUACCUGUACCCAUUCAAGGGAAUUUUCUAUUUCGCAAUGCAUAAAGACCUCUGGCAACCAUUCGUCUCCAAAGCUGGACAAACUCUAAGCCUUGGACUGGGAGUGACAACCUUCAUGUUCUUCUUCACCUACGUUCCGCAGCUCGCAAUCAUGUUUUUCACCAGCGGCCCCUUGGCCGCUAUUUCUGCAGCCUUGCUUGUUCUCACCGAAAGUUCCACUCUCACCAGAAUUCUCAUGCGCUCCUUCGUUGGAGAGGAAACCUUGAUGGAUACAUUUGAUGCUACACUGAUCGCACGAGGCCAGGAGCCCCUCGUUGCUCAAGGACGCGAGGUCAAACCCAAAUUCGGAGGCAUAAGUGCAGUGGCCAGGCUGGGAAAAGCGUUCUCAAAGCCCAUUUCCAGAAUCAUGCCUCGGUCGCUCCUGAAAUCUUUGAUUCUCUUGCCUUUGAAUCUGAUUCCAGUCGUAGGUACAGUUCUGUAUGUGUUUAUGCAGGGUAAGAGACUUGGACCAGGACUUCACGGAAGAUAUUUCCAACUCAAAGCCUGGGAUUCUCGCCGCCAAGAGGAAUGGGUGAAUAAAAAUCGGGCCGCGUACACUGGCAUGGGAAUUGCGGCUGCUGCUUUGGAGAUGGUUCCGUUUGCUUCGAUCCUUUUCUCAUUCACCAAUACGGUCGGCGCAGCUUUAUGGGCGUCAGAUCUGGAGAAGUCUGCUGCUUAG
Penicillium taxi is the source of this 801-nucleotide messenger RNA. RefSeq lists its product as uncharacterized. Lineage: Eukaryota; Fungi; Ascomycota; Eurotiomycetes; Eurotiales; Aspergillaceae. The coding region runs from base 1 to 801 and encodes 266 amino acids. The transcript is spliced from 3 exons. Gene Ontology annotation, cellular component: ascospore wall; prospore membrane; lipid droplet. The record is from RefSeq and is a predicted model, not a curated record.